This is a messenger RNA of Pseudomyrmex gracilis, 2608 nucleotides long. RefSeq lists its product as uncharacterized. The record is from RefSeq and is a predicted model, not a curated record. The coding region runs from base 313 to 2385 and encodes 690 amino acids. The transcript has 7 exons. Lineage: Eukaryota; Metazoa; Arthropoda; Insecta; Hymenoptera; Formicidae.
UAGCUCUAAAAAGAACAGACCUAUGGUCAAAAGCGCUAUCUGUGAAGAAGAGAUGUAGCACGGACUCAACAAACAAAAAAUCAAGUAAAUAAUCUUGUGCCAGAGGGAGAUCCUGUCUGUGCAGUGCACAGCUAUAUUUUUCGGAUCGAGAUGGUAAUCACGAUCUAUUUCGAUUGAUAAAUUUUCCAUAAGAAAGUCUAGCUUCUAUUGAAAAUUUGUAUGACAAAUUCGAUUUUAUUGUCAAAUUUUGUACAAGAAAACUUGUUGUAAAUGAUUUCUCAAUCUAGACAUCCAUCCAAUUAAUUUUCCGCAAUGAGUGUAUUUGCGCAAAGGUUAACUCUUAUGCGGUGCACUUGCCGGAUGAUAAGGUUAUAUUAUCAAAAAAACUAUCCAUGUGUAAUCGACUCGUUUUCGAAGCGUAAGCUCAGCAAUUUAAUGUGGCCACGUACUUAUCAUGUGGCAUUUACGAAGCUCAAUUCGCAUUGGAAUCGAGAGUUUGCUGUACUCGCUACCGACAAUCAGCACGUCGUCGAUAAUGAGACAAAGAACUUGUUAGUUGAUUCACAAGAAAAGAUGAGAGAGAACGAUUAUGCUCGCAAAUUGUUUCUGAACUCAACCCAUUACAAGAAUACCGUAAUGCAACAAAAUACAACAUACGCUCAUAUCACCAACGAGGAGGCACUGGAGAUUCUGGAACAGAAGUGCAACUUAAUAACACAAGAUCAGAUCUUGAUGAUUGUUAAGAAAUUAUCAUAUAAUAUUUUGUACAGCAAAGAAAGCAUUGAUCCAGCCAAAUAUGAAAAUAUCUUCAAUAUGCUGCUCUCAAAUUAUCAAAAGUUAAGUAAUGAUGAUCUACUGACACUGAUAAAGCAUCUGGUGCCACUUAGAGAACUUUUACAGAAAUUUAGAUUCUAUCAAACUCUUUGCGAUUACCUGGAUAAAGAAUGUAUACAGCGCUUCUCAAACUUACCUAUCAAUGAAACACUGUUACUCUGCGACACAAUGUAUCUGGCAAUGUAUACACCUUGGAAAAAUCAGUACAUAUGGUAUUCUAUGAAGAAAAUAGGUGCCAAACCACACAGACUAAGUCCUCACGAAUUGGUGCAGGUUUUGUUCUUUUUGAAUAUAUGUCGAAAACCACCCAUAAAUAUGUAUGAGUUUGAAUAUUGUUUAGAACAAUAUAUGGAUGAUUUAUCAAUUAACGAAUUAGGUGUAGCAUCGUUAGGAUUCUUCAAAACUGGCACACCAUUCAGAAGCGGCGAGUUCUUACAUCGUAUAAUUAAAAAAAUUAUUGCCGAAGUAGAUGUUGUGGAUAGUGUUAGUAUAGGAGCUCUCUUAAAACAGAUGAGAUUUAGUAUGCAAUUAACACAGAUUCCUACACUUCAAGAGUUAUUGAAAGUUCUAGCGCCACAUACAUCGCGGUUUACACUGAUGUCCCUGAUUCAUAUUGCACAUGCGUGUGCAAAAGUUGCCUUAUACGAUAAGGAGAUCAUAGAUAAAAUAAUCGAACGAUUCAAUAGCGAGUUAAAAACCGCAAGAUUAAAAGACAUAGAGAGACUCAUCUUUGUUUUCUCUUGUCUUAACAUUGACCCAAAUAACAGUAUUUAUAAAAACGUAAUUGAAGAACUGAGGACUACGUGGGACACAAGUCGAGCAAGCGAGAUAUCAAAGUUUCCAUAUGUAGCUUCACGUCUUCUUGGAUUUUUGGCGGUACUGGGUAUUUAUCCUACGGAUCUAAUCAAGCAUGUUAUGUCACCUGAAUAUAUUCAUGCAUCCAGCAAAGGAAACUAUCACGUUCUCUCACGCGAAUACUGUGUACUUGAUUACGGCCUUAAGGUGGAAGUGCCCGAGUACGACGGUCCGUUUCUUAAACCUUCUUUACUCACAUUUUUAGAGAGGAAACAUUUCCAGUAUAGUUCCAAGUCUUCUACAGAAAAAAGUCGUUCGAAUGUGCUUCUCACAAGUGUGUUGGAAACAUGUAAGGAAUUGUUCAAUACAAUGUCGAAUAUAUCGGUCAUUCGACCGUUGCCUCAUUACUUGCUGCCGGACAUUGUCUUCUGUCUGGACAAACAAAAUCAGCUCGUACCAACGAGCGAAUUUCUGUCGCAAUUUGCUCCGAGCGAUAUUAAACGCGUAGACCAAGAGGAAUGGAAUGACGUCAGGUGGAUCGCCCUUGUCAUAGGUCAUCCUCUUCUUCUGUUGAGACAAAGUAACUUACCGACUGGACCUUUAGCGGCGAAAAUAAGACAGUUGUCCAAAAUUGGAUACACGCCACUUUUAAUAACGCACGAUAAUUGGGUCGAAUGUAGAUCGAUAGAAGAGAAGUGUAAUUACAUUAAAUACUUUGUAUUUAAGAAUGAUGUAUCAGAACAGUCUAGCAGAUAAUAUCGUACGAAUUUUGAUAAUGUAUAUCUCGACUUGUAACCAUGAUAUAAGAAAGAACGAGAAAGAGAAAACCUUCUUAAUUUUUUAAAUUUAUUUUUACGGCUUCAAUCAAUUCGGUCAAUUUAGACCUGUUCUAAAAAUUUAUAAAACUUUUAUAUUAAUUACAGAUUUUAUAAUUGUUUUUAAGCUCACGCGCGUUAUGGUUUGCUGUGUGUGCGCGCGC